AAAAGAAACGUACCGUAUGUGUUAAUGAUUUGAUAAUAUAACAGUUAAACCUGAUAUUUUUCGAGAAAUAUGAAAAUGGUAGUUUAAGAUUCAUUAAUAACACGUCAUCAUAAUAUUUCUUAUGUGAGAAUAAGUAAAACAUAUUACGUGUUCAACAGCUUACGCGUAACCGCCAAAAUUACGGACAGAAACGCCAUCUUGUGCAAAGAUGUUGACAUUUUACUAAAUUGGGAAAGAUUACAUGAUUGCUGUUUAUUCGAGUCGUACGACUCGACUUAAGUCUAUAAAUGUUAAAAAAUGCUAACUUUAUGUACUAAUUGACACGUCAACCAGUUUUUUCAUUAUAAGAAGUGCACGUAACCUGGAUUAAAAAUGUUUUAUGCACAUUUUGUGUUGGCCAAAAAGGGGCCAUUGGCGCGUAUUUGGUUAGCCGCUCAUUGGGACAAAAAAUUGACAAAAGCUCACGUAUUCGAAACGAAUAUUGAAAAGUCUGUAGAUGGUAUAUUACAGCCAAAGGUACUUGUAAAAUGUUCCUUUUCCAUUAAACAAAAAAAAAGUGUAGUACGUAUAUAUUCAAGAAAGGCUAAAUACCUCUUGGCCGACUGUAAUGAAGCUUUUGUUAAAAUAAAAAUGGCCUUCAGGCCUGGUAUGGUAGAUUUGCCAGAAGAGCACAGAGAAGCUGCUGUAACAGCUAUAACACUCCCUGAAGUGUUUCAUGAUUUUGAUACAGCAAUGCCUGAAUUAAAGGAUGUUGAUAUUGAAGCACAAUUUAGUUUAAACCAGUCAAGGGCAGAAGAAAUAACUAUGAGAGAAGAUUAUGGUAGUUUAGCUUUAGUUACACAUGAUCAAGGAUUUGGUGACAUGAGUUUUGAUGCAGAACCUCCAGAAUUAUUAAGACAUGCUGGUGCUGUAGAACCGUCAUUAGAUCAGACUCACAUGUUAUUCACUGAUGGACCAGGAAUUGAAACAGCUUUAGAACAAAAAGAAAAAGAACCAGUUCCAGGUCCAUCAGUAACAGCACAAGCUAUGGAUAUAGAUAUGCCCAUUAGGGAUGAUGGUUUUGGUGGUCAUCUUGGGCAGGAUAUCAUAUCUGGAGGCUUGUUUGAGGGUGGUUUAUUUGAUGAAGCUCCAAUGGGUGAAGUACCUGUACCUGAGGUUAGUGCAGUAACGGAACCACAAGAGCCAGGUGCAAUACCUGGAGCACCACCUUCAGUACAUGAUGAAUCAGAGGAAGAAAUGGGAGACCGUUUUGGAGGGCCACCAUCUCCCAUGGGAGGAAUGAGUACCGAUGAAUCUAGGCCUGUUUCUCCAGCUGUAGCUGGUGAAGAAAUUGAGGGAAGAAUAAGUGUUGCAAGUCGUCGUUUUACUCCAGCUCCACCAACUAUUCCUGAAGAACGUCCAAUGGAAGCCAUUGAAGAAGCUCCACCUCUACAAGAACAAACUACUUUAUUGCACGAUGAAGAAGAGAGUUUUGCUCUUGCACCCGUUGAUACAUCUGCAUUAAAAGGAUUCACAAAAGCUAAACGUAAACGUAAGCUUAUUGUGGAUGAAGUAAAAAAUAUUUCUGGUGAAGAAAUGAAAGCACAGUUAUCAGACACUAGUGAUAUUAUUACGACAUUGGACUUGGCACCACCCACCAAAAGAUUAAUGCACUGGAAAGAAACUGGUGGAGUUGAAAAAUUGUUUGCUUUACCGGGAAGACCAAUUCCAGCACGUGUUCUAUUUAAGAAUUAUCAACGACAUCUGACAAGUAAGUCCUAUGACCAUGAAGACUUUGGACGCUUAGUAGGUGAAGAGGAAGGCAUGCCUUUGGAACAAAUGAGAGAACCUGCAGAACCUGAUACAUAUGAACAAACCAUUCUCAGUAAACGCAUGGCUAGAAAACGAAAAGCACCGGCAGAUGAAGAGAUAAGGCCACCACCUCCGGCGCCAGCACCUCCUCCGGUAGAAGCUGCUCCCGAAGCAGUGGAAGUUCCAAGUAUAGUUCCACAACCAAGUCUUCCUCUUGCAGAAUCACCAAUACCUCAACCUGAGGUAUCCUUACCAACCGAACCAUCGGUAUCUGAAAUUAGUGGCAUAGUACCUCCUGUUGAAGAAGCGGAAAUGGUUCCCCUACCUUCGGAAGCACCUUUACUUCCUCCAGAAAUACCUGAAAUUCCUACUACUGAAACUGUUGCUAUACCUGAAGAACCAAUUGUACCACCUACCCCAAUAGAACCAGAAGUUAUUCCCGCAGUACCUACGGAGAUGCCUCAAAUGGAAAAUAUGGGUUAUGAUCAGGCGCAACCUCAAGUACCCUACAUGGGAUAUGAUGAACAUCCUCCACCACCUCACACACCUGCUAUAUCAGAAAGAGGCCCGGCGACACCAUGGAAUCACGAAGACUAUGAAUUCCCUCCAUCUGUAGGACCUCAGGAGGAGCAACAAAUAGAUGAAACUUAUGAACAGUUCGAAGAACGAGUUCUUAACAAAAGAGCAUCACAUAUGUAUCAUGUCAUUAAAAGUAAACUGGAUACCAAAGAUAGACUGACACUAUCAGAAAUGGCAUAUAAAAAUAAUCGCAAACAGGUUGCACAAAAAUUCUACACGUUAUUAGUUCUCAAAAAAUUCCAAGUAUUAGAACUGAAUCAAGAAUACCCAUAUGCUGAAAUUGCAGUCAGCAAAGGACCAAAAUUUGAAAACCCUGCGUUAUAAAACUAUUAGGUAUUUCUUACUUUACAUUUACUGUUAAAAAUGAUGG
Molecule: messenger RNA, 2740 nt
Organism: Habropoda laboriosa
Lineage: Eukaryota; Metazoa; Arthropoda; Insecta; Hymenoptera; Apidae
Gene: vtd
Product: double-strand-break repair protein rad21 homolog
Exons: 13
Coding region: 373-2694 (773 amino acids)
Biological process (GO): mitotic sister chromatid cohesion; replication-born double-strand break repair via sister chromatid exchange; synaptonemal complex assembly
Cellular component (GO): synaptonemal complex; cohesin complex
Molecular function (GO): protein binding; chromatin binding
Source: RefSeq, a predicted model, not a curated record